AUGCAUCAGGGCAGCUGGGAUGACCAAUGGGUUCUGCAGCCUUUUUGCUACAAAAGCCUCAAGCGUUUGGAACCCACCGUGGUUCAGCUACUUCUCUUUUUACCAUGUCGGAUGAUGCAGCUGCCACUGCACCAGCUGCCGCAGUGCCAGCUGGAGCUGCACCACUCACUCGUGGACAAGACCGGCGCAGCAAGGGCCGUGCUGAAGCAGCAGCUGAAAGAAUCGACCAAAGAGAUUCGCAAGGAGGCAGGCUUACGACGGGUGACCUGGCUUGGCUCAUUGCUCGCCGUGCAGCUGAGUGAGGUUACAGCAUUCAUGCUUCCGAAAAGGAUGCGGUUGAGCUGCAGCAGAAAUCAUCCUCAUUUUCUUCAAAAGCAGAAGGUGAGCUAUGCGGAUGCAUACGCCGAAGGCGUUGAAGUCAACAUCCUUGAUUGCACCACGCAAAUUGACACUCACCUCCCGGAGCCUCAUCCUUAUCAUCUCAUCACACAAUUUUCAGCAUAUUGCCGGAUGUGGCGGCAGCUCGGCUGCUGGCGGCUGUGGCGGCUGUGGCGGCUGUGGCGGCUGCUGCUGGCUAUGGCGGCUGCUCGUGGAUGCAGCGGCUGUGGCGGCUGCUGCUGGCUGUGGCGGUUGCUCGUGGAUGCGGCGGCUGUGGUGGAUGCGGCAGCUUGGUGGAUGCGGGUUGCUAUGGCAGAGGCCAUCGGCUUCAGCGCCAUCACCUGGAGGGAGGGUUCACAUCAUAUUGGCACUUGUUGGCUAGAUUUUCCUCCUAAGUUUGCAAGUAGAUGA
Messenger RNA from Cladocopium goreaui, 789 nucleotides. NCBI's taxonomy places the organism in Eukaryota, Dinophyceae, Suessiales, Symbiodiniaceae. The record is from the annotation of a GenBank genome assembly.